This is a messenger RNA of Pochonia chlamydosporia 170, 930 nucleotides long. RefSeq names its product SUR7 protein. Gene Ontology annotation, biological process: fungal-type cell wall organization. The record is from RefSeq and is a predicted model, not a curated record. The transcript is spliced from 3 exons. Lineage: Eukaryota; Fungi; Ascomycota; Sordariomycetes; Hypocreales; Clavicipitaceae. Gene Ontology annotation, cellular component: plasma membrane; cell cortex of cell tip. Bases 1 to 930 code for a protein of 309 amino acids.
AUGAAGCCAAUCGGCCGAUUUCUCAUAUUACUGCCCGUGAUUCUAGCAGUGGUCAGCUUCGUGCUCUCCAUGCUAGCUCUAUUCGCGGGCCACAAGCAAGGCUUCAUGGAGGACUACGCCGUCGUCAGGCUCAACACCUCCAUGGUCGGACACAACCUCCUCGACAAAGUCUCCGAUAACAAAGGCGGCGACAAGAGCGACAAAAAGGGCGGCCUGCUGGGCGACAUCAAAGGCUGGCUGGACGACAAGAAGGGCGACGCAAAGGACAAGAUCAACGAUGUCACGGGCAAGAUUGCCGACAAGCUCGCCAAGAAGAUUGGCGUGAGGGAGUGGUACUCGCUUCAUAUUAUGGAUUCGUGCGAGGGGUAUUUCGCGCCGAAUGCUACUGCGCUGAAUGCAGGGCUUAAUAUUACAAACUGCACUUCCUCGAGUCCGGCUCACCGCCUCAACUUGACAGACAUUCUGGACAAGGAACUCAAAGUCGGACCCGCAAAGCUCAACCUCGCUGAUAUAAACUGGCCGGACAGCAUCCAAGACGCAUUGGACGUGCUCAACGAUGCCCUCCUAGGACUGUUCAUCAUGUACACGCUGGGCGUGGGUUUCAGCGGUCUCUCAGCCCUCGGCGGCGUAGCGUCCUUUCUCAAACCGGACGCACGGAUGCUUAAUCUUGUGAAUAUGUCGAUUGCGGUGCUAGGAUUUCUGUGCGUGCUGAUAGGGAGCAUUAUCGUCACUGUCGCCACGAACAAGGGCGUCAGUAAGGUGAAUGAUGUGGGUGAGAAGGCGGGGCUUUCUGCGUCGAGAGGCGAGAAGUUCUACAUUCUGAGUUGGAUAGCGACGGGGUUUAUGGGCAUUGUGACGCUUUUCUGGCUGGCUCGUUUUUUUAUGGCGAGGAGGCAGAGGGGGAGGCUGAAUGAGAAGGUGGUGGGCUGA